AGAAAGGAAGACAGAGGGCGGUUCCAUGCAGGUUCCAGACCAUCCUCGUGAUCCAUGCCGCAGCAUCUUUUGCUUGUCUUCCUUUCUUUCUCUCCUUCUCUCUCUUCCCUUCCUCUACCUUUUCUUCCCCCCUCCAGCUUCGGCUUUCUCCGCCGUUUCUUUUAUUGUAUUUUUAUUUCCGUAUUCUUACAGGCUAUUGGGCACGGAGCACAGAGACUCGGCCCAUGGAAGAAGCAGUUCUACUAUUCACACACGCCAACGCACCCGAUCCUGACCAAGUGUUCCGUUGGACAUAUUAUUGCGACUGCGGUUGCGAGGGCGAUUGUCUCGCAACUCUGGUGCGGCCGAACCGAUCAAAUCUUCUAUCGGAGAACGACAGCCUUUCCGGUCUCAGAUUGAGCGACAGAGAAAAUUAAAAUUCGAAGCCAGUGCGAGAGGGAAAACAGCAAAAAGAAAAGGGAGGGAAACAAUUUGAGAGAAGGAAAAUCAAAUGAUCAAUUCUCAAAGUGAGCAUCAACCCAAUCAGAAGAAUCAGAGUCUUUAAAUUGGACGACGGCCUCGCCAUGAUUCGGGAAGCGGAGACUCUUGGGUGUUGAUCAGCGCCCUCUUGGCCCAGACUCCGUGAUAAUCUUCCACCUUCCCACGUUCGCCUGGCAUCCACGAGUGCUCUUCGACCGCGCUGCCCUCCUUACCUGUCCCCUUCGUGUCAUCCAUCGACCCUCUGUUCCGCUUCAAACAGGGGGAUUAUCUCCAAGUGUCCCCCUCAAUAAAUCUAUAUAUCAGAAAAUCAGAGAAAAGGGGUGGAAAGAAGAGAGAAAAUAAGAACGCACCGGCUUCCUCCGUCCACUCCUGCGGCCCCCCCGGCCAUUACCCUUUUCCCCCCUGUUCCGCCGCGCGAGAUGAGCGGCCUCGCCGAUCCCCCGUCGAGAAACACCGGGAUCUCUGGUGCUACAGAUGCGCCCGGCAAGACACGAAAACUUCCUGUUCUUUCCUCCUCCGUCCCUCCUUCGUCCGCUCCGUCCACGGGCGAUCCGAUGGAACUCACUCCACAUGCUUCAGCGGCGACGGGCGCCGGUCCCCCGAUCCGCAGCAGCCCCGAUAGUGAUCGAGCAGGCGCAAACACUGCUGCUGCCUCCAAUGGCUCUACUGAGACUGGGAAUGUGAAUAAUUAUGCCACCCCAAAUCAGGCUAUCGGAGCUGCCGCUGCUGCGCAGCAACCUAAGGUGGUGCAAACCGCUUUUAUCCACAAGCUUUACAAUAUGCUAGAGGAUCCUAGCAUCCAACAUUUGAUUUCGUGGUCCAACACCCACGACAGCUUCGUCAUGUCUCCUACGUCCGAAUUCUCAAAAGUUCUUGCACAAUAUUUCAAGCACACCAACAUUUCGUCCUUCGUCCGGCAACUGAACAUGUAUGGGUUCCAUAAAGUGAGCGAUGUCUUUCAUACCGGCUCCCCGGACUCUGCGCUGUGGGAAUUCAAACAUGGGAACGGGAAUUUCAAACGCGGCGAUCUCAAUGGACUCCGAGAGAUUAAAAGGCGAGCAUCCCGGCACGCAUUGAUUCAUCGCGACUCGUUUCCUGGCCAUAAGACGGCCGUGUCUCAGCCUGGCACCCCCGCCGAGCCUGUUCCUGAUGCCACCGAGGCGCGACUGAUGAACCUAGAGCAUUCUUUAUAUGACAUGCAUAAUCGCCUGAGUCGCGCAGAGGAAGGAAAUGUGGCACUAAACGCCCGAUACCAAUCCAUGGCGGAAAGCCUAGCCCGAUGCUACCAUUGGACCCAUUCGAUCUCACGCUUCCUGCAGGGAAUGAUACCUGACCGUGAAGGUUUGUUAUAUCGGGAUGUGUCAAGCAUGCAAGCAGAGUUGGAGAAGCAUCUUGAGACCGUGCGAGCCCUCGAACAGCCACCCGACCCGUAUCUUGCCGUUCGUCCGCCUUAUAUUCCCACUGUCUCGGUCGAUCCGGGUCCGCCACUCUCCCCGCGCCAAAUGCCCCAGGAAGAUUCUCGCCGGCCUUCGAUGAUGGAUGCUAGCAGGCCUAACAUGAUUCGUCCCCCAGUCCCCCCACACUUGGCUGUUUCCCCCCGUCGUUAUGGCUCGAUUGGUGCGGGAAAUUCUUCGCCGAGCUACAAUAGACCUCCCGUCCCUCCUGCCAUGCCCCCUCAGCAGCCGAUGCCUCAUCCUCUUUCAUCCGUGUCUUCCCCGCCGGGGCCCAACCUAGCUCGUCGACAUACCUCUGCAGAUAUUCGGCAGCACGGCUGGCCACCACCUGGCGUGUCUCCCUUCCCGUCGACUCACCAGCCUGGGCCAGCUGCGGCACCAUGGUCUCCGUCGCCGCACCGGACCCCAACAUCAAGUGAGCAGCAGGUUAGGGAUGUCCUAGCACAGUAUGAGAUGGGUGCGCCUCGCCGUUUUCAGGAGACAUCGCGCCAUGCCACGCCACCUUUCAAUCCGGACCAUAUCGUCUCGACCCCCAAUGCUGACCAUAGCUGGUCAUUGGGAGGCCCCAGGUUCCCUCGCCACGAAUCGUCCUUGCCUGCAACCCGACGUUCCAGUAUGGCUAGCAACGUGCAUUCAUUACUGAAUCCGGCCGAUACCGCAGAAAGGCCGGACGAAGACCAACACGCGAUGGCGGAUGACAGAAAACGGAAGCGAUUGGAAUAACCCUCAAUUCCCUAUCAGACUUUUCUUUCUUUUUCGUUCCUCCUUCUCAAAAACACCUCAUUAAUAUUAAUUCGAAGCACAUAAAGGAAACCCGUGAUGGUAAGGAAAAUGGUGUCGCUGGCUACUAGUCAUGGCGCAACAUUGGGAAGAAAAACAGACAACUAAAUCCUUAUCCUUUUUUUUCUCUUUCUUUUUCUUUCCCCAUUUACCACCAUUCCCCUUCCCGCUCUCUAUCUGCUCAAUUUCCUUUAUCUUGUCGUGUGGUACAUUGCAUCAGGAUGCAAAUUGACCGUCCUUUUGUAUUUGUUCGUUUUUUUUCCCCCGGAUGGGGUACCUCUUGUACAAUUCGUUUUGGCGGUUUGGUCCCCGUCUGCACACUUUGGGACAACGCUUAUCACCAAUUUCUUUUCUUUUCGGGGCCGGGGGAGGGCCAACAUAGGUGUCGAGUUUACAACGACGAUCGUUCUUGCACGAUGGAAAGUGCAAGAAAUGGCAUUGCAAUGCUUGGUCUGCUUACGGGGUACACAUCCUGUCAAAUUAUAGUCGUCUUUUGGAUACAGCAAAACGGUACCAACUCAAGACUCUUCUUGAUAGGCUGAAUCUCUCUUGAUCAGCUGCCAGGGGAAUGGGGAUUAGCUUCACUUCUUUCUAUAUAUAAAUAUAUAUAUACACGCAAAGGACAUAUGCAUAUGUCGGAUUUUGUGACUUGUCUGUCGCCCUUCACGAGCUUAUUAACAAACUCACUGGGUAUAAUAAUAACACAGAAUAAAAUCAAGGGGCCGAUAACCGAGUUCAUUUCUUCUUCCUCCUCUUCGAUCGGUCUGCAAGGAGCUCAUCUAAGAAACUCGUGGCCUUCUUGCUUGAUUUAGACCUUGGUGGUUGUCGGGAUGAGGUCCCCUCCUGUAGUGAUGCGGAUUCUCCCUGACCUUCGCCCGAGUUCAUCGCCGUCUCAUUGGAGCUUUGACUGGCCUCGAUAGUAGCCUUUCGUUUUCUCGACUGGCGUUUGCUCGUCCCAACUGUUGUCGUCCGCCCUUCAUCUCCGUCGUCCUCAUCCUCGUCGUCCGCCUCCUUCGGACUAGGGCCGAGAUUUGCACGAAGCCCAGGUUUCCCGGGAUUUCCGGUAGCGGAAGCUCCUGCACUAGCAGCGACGACCUUCUUGUAGUUCUUGCCGAGAAGCUGUCUCCGUAGCUUGUCGUUGGAGUCCAGUUCGGCGCGAUUCCAACUUCCGUCGGCCGCCUUGGUCGGCAACGGGGCACCAAUUCCUAGUCUGUAGCGGAAGGGAAGCACGCGUUGAUUAGCAUCACAAACACCAGCAAAGAUGGGGCAACAACGUACGUUUCCGGUACCGCGGUAAAAAUCUCAUCCUCUUCCCGCUGCAGCUCUUCUUCCGAUUUAACAUUGGCGAGUUCCUCUGAAGUCGGCGGAGGGAGCCACGAAGCAACGAGUCGUUGACUGCGUGCUAGGGAGACGUUAGCCUUAUUAAGGAUAAUGUCGGUUUCACUUUUUGAUAUUGACAUGUUGAUUCUGUCGCUUUUGUUGCUGUUGUAGUUGGUGAAAAGAUCCAGACUUUGGAGGGCCCAGAACCCUCAAAGGCGGCGUAUGACGGCAGAAUGAACCCAUCUGAUGAAGUGAUGGUCGAAUAUUUCUAUGGCAGUAUUACUGGCUUAGUGUGAAUUCAUCUUUCUCUUGAUCUUGUUCUUACUCACCUACUUAUUCUCAUUCUUGGUUCCUGCUAGG
Aspergillus melleus is the source of this 4394-nucleotide messenger RNA. It is a transcript of the gene SFL1, whose product is annotated as Flocculation suppression protein. Gene Ontology annotation, biological process: regulation of DNA-templated transcription. Bases 900 to 2657 code for a protein of 585 amino acids. The transcript is spliced from 4 exons. The record is from RefSeq and is a predicted model, not a curated record. NCBI's taxonomy places the organism in Eukaryota, Fungi, Ascomycota, Eurotiomycetes, Eurotiales, Aspergillaceae. Gene Ontology annotation, molecular function: sequence-specific DNA binding; DNA-binding transcription factor activity.